UAGCGUGGAAUACUGUCAGUGUCACUGAGUACGCCGCCGCGAACGCACGCCCUGUGCCGCGAUAAAUUGUACCGCCACGUGUUUCUGUGAGUAAAUAAUCAGUGGCCACCAAUUACAAACAAUUGGUAUGGACUGUGUUUGUGAACAAGUGUCCAGGAACUAGUGACACGAUUGGAUUGCACCUAAGGAUUAGGACGAACGGUAACAAUCGAGUCGCUUUGUUUAUUUACCAAUUGAGGAAACGUAGGAUCAUCAAGAUCUUACUACGAAUUUUCUCGUAGCAGCAAACGCAACAAACAGUAUUCAGUAUAUCAGUGACGUGAUUCUAUCAGUAUUAAUGGACAAAUUGUGAUUCUCAAAAUGUGUUUGCAAAGGAACAGUGGACGGUAAAAGUGAUAAUGACAGUGAGGUGACGAGAAAUCCAGCCGGUUGGCUGCGGUUGUGAAACUUAAAAACAUUCCCCUAUUAAAAAUUUUAUCCAAGGGCCCGGAGGAUAUUAGCAAGGAUAACUGCAAAAUGACCAAGGGCCCUCGGAAAGUGAAGCUAGUCAUUGUAGUCAACAAUAAGAAAGACCCGCCUACGUUCAAGACAUUGACGCCGACAUCUCGCACGCAGCUGAAGCAACAGUUAAUGCGCGAACAUGCUCAGGAGCAACUGCGCAGAGAGUCACUACAAGCACAACAAGCAGGCCAGUCCAAGGACAAUGAGGAGAAGAAGAAGUCAAGUCCGGCGGAGGUGCCGCGGAUCACGCCUCACGUUGAACUACCGCCACAAGUAUUACAGGUGCGAACAGUUCUGGAGAACCCCACCAGGUAUCACGUGAUACAGAAGCAGAAGAGUCAAGUGCGCCAGUACCUCAGUGAAUCAUUUCAACCACAGACACAGGUGUCACCCAGAUCAGCGCCGGAGCUGGGCACGCGACGCGCGUCGAGUCCUGAACGACCGUGCUCCAGCUUGCGUGAUGCCGGCGCCUCCGCUAGUAAUAACUCAGAGGCUGACGAGUUCCUAGAAGACAUCCUAUCGCUGGACAGCGGCGCGGGCCCGCUGUCGUCAUCAGGCCCUCCGUCCGCAGCCAGCUCGGUGGCCGGGGACUGCGCCCUGCUCACCGAGAGCGACAUGCAUGCGCUCGCUAAGGAUCGGCAGAAGAAAGAUAAUCAUAAUAUGAUCGAAAGACGUCGCCGCUUCAACAUAAACGAUCGAAUAAAGGAGCUAGGCACACUUCUGCCGAAGACCAACGAUCCGUUCUACGAGGUCAUCCGAGAUGUUCGUCCCAACAAGGGGACCAUACUCAAGAGCAGUGUGGACUAUAUCAAGUGUUUGCGGGACGAGGUGAACAGGCUCAAACACAGCGAACAGAGGAGAAAGCAGAUGGAAAUACAUAAUAGGAAGCUUAUGUUGCGGAUACAGGAACUCGAGCGUCUCGCUCGAGUGCACGGGUUACCCGUGUCAGGCGGCGCGGGCUGGGCGUCGCCGCACACGGACGACUCGGGCGUGGAGUGCGCCGAGCCGCCCGAGCCCGCGCCGCCGCCGCAGCCCACGCCGCAACCCGCUGCGGCGUCUGCGCCCGAAACUCCUGCACCUGUGCCUGAGCUGAUCCUGCCGAAGUCGGAGCCGGCGUCACUGAUGGAGUUCGGCGAGUCCGGGCCGGACCUGCUGCGCGGCGUGCCGGACUGCCUGUCGGCGCUGGACGCGCUCGGUACUGUGUGCCCCGCUAGCGAUGGGCUGAAACUCGGUUCGUGUUCCCCGCUGAGUCGAGACGAGGGUCUGUCUCUGGGCUGUCUGGAGCCAGACCUGUGUCUGGAACCAGUGCCCGACCAUCUGUUCAACCAUAAAGACAUUAAGAUGCGCCUGUCUCCGACGCCCGCGCUGCUGAGCAGCGAGGAGAGCGAGGCGGUGCUCAACCUCGCGCAGAUCGAGGACCUCAUGGACGACGACUCGCACAACCCCGUCACGCAAGGUGAUCCAAUGCUGUGCUCGUCGCCGACAUCGCAGCUGUGCCUCAGCAACGUGGUGGCCGAGGCAGCCGACAGGAACAUCAGCUCCAUGCUGCACGAUGAUGCAGCCAACUAUCAUACCAGCGGCACAUCAAUGCUUCUAUCAGAAGGCGGGCUGGGCCUAGGCGGUGGCUUAGGCUUGGGCGGCCUCGGCGAAGGCCUGCCACUACUCCUAGGCCCUCACCACCGCCCCCACUCGCCGCACUCGCAUCCCCGGCAGCACUGCUUCGAUAUGGACCUCGGCGCGUAGAGAUAAAGGUCUUUUAGCAGUAAGUUUCUUUAGUGUCCGGUAUUGGAGAACAGCGCCAUCUAUCGGUGUGAUUGAGAAUUAGACACCAAGUUAGAUAGAACUUGGUUUUUGCAAUAGUUUCCAUAGCUAUAUAGAGAGACAGUCCAGUGCCAGGUCUGACAAAACUAGGUCUGUGUAAUAAUGUUUUCAUAACUGUAUGAAACACAGUUCUUGAAUACAAAUUCGGAUAGGUAAUACACGUCAAGUAACUAAUCGUUAUUAUAACCAUUUGAAUGUCAAAAAGAGUGCUUUCAAAUUCUGAUAAACCCAAAGACAUACUGGUAUUGCGAAAUAGUUCACUUUGACAACAAUAGAUGGCGCUGUACAUAAUAUAAAAACUCCAUUGAAAUAAAAUGGAGAGCUAAAGCAGUAGAAUUUCUUGGCUAAGAGUAUUGGUAGCUUUUUAAACAAAUCUAUAUUAUCAUGAAAACACAAUUUAGAGAUCUCUUCCAUAUGUUUGAAUGUAAAAGACGUGUAUGAGUGCCUUAUCGAAUAAGAUUCUCAUUAAGACAAGAACGAACUGACAUACAUAACGCGUGGUUCCGUACACAAUUUUUGUUCCUAUUCGCAUAUCCAUUUAGAAUUAAGACAUUUAAACAUGUACCAAUACAUAUAACACUGUAUCAAAGUGUUUUUUAUCAGCUUUUUUUAACGUACGGAACCCUAAUCGAUGUUUUCUAGUUACGAUGUGUUCAGUACCAGAGAUAAGUAGGAGAAUGAAUGCGGUGAACGAUUUUAUGGACUUCUAGUAAAAAGAAAUGUCUUUGACAAUGAUAUUAUAUGUAUGGAAUACUUUUUUAUGUAGACGUAAGAAUAAAGUGGCAAUUUUUACUUGACUUAUUGGUAUAAACUGACAUACAUGAUUUUAUAACAUAUAUUUUUUAAAGUACAUAAAUCGUCAUAUCAAAAUUGAAUUGACCGUGAAAUAACAGUACAUGAUUAUAUUAAAAGUCACUUUUUCUUAUGUCAAAUUUUAAAAUGGUUCUCAAAGAUUUUCAAAUAGAACCCUAUUUUUGGGGACUUUUUGAAACUGAACAAUCUACGUACAUUCAAGUACGUAUAUAAUCACACAGAUUGAGACAAACAGAAUCCCAGUUGAUUGAAAGCCAAAGAGUCCAUUUUGCAUUGCUAGAAGAUGGGUACAAAUCUUAAACUUGCAUACUGCUGGACUAAAAAGCCCUUUAUAUUAAAAUAAAUAUGCUAUCUACACAAAAAAUGUGUUAUUGACUAAGUAUUUAAAACAUUGGAAAGCCUAAGUAAACUAAAUUUUUUAACCUCUGGAAGCAAUAUUUCUACGAAAAAAUUAGGUACUCUUUACAUAAUGGGGUUCAAAAAGUCCAGCAGUAUAAAACUAUUGAAUAACAAACAAAGUUUUCUCCUUCACUAGUUAAGGUUAACUUUAGAACAAUGUGAUUGAGUAGUUACCGGCUCACUUAUAGUUAAUCCGUAAUGUUUUUAACGAGCGGCCAUAUUUUAUGUUGGCGUGAUCGAAUCCGCCAUAUUACUGGCUAAAAGUUUGAGAAACGAUGGCAUAGCAAAUUGUAAUCAUAUAUUGAAGUUUGUUAAUAUAUGUAAUGUAGCCUAAAUUGCAGCUGAUUUAUAUUUAAAUAGUGUAGUUUACGUUAUUUUUGUAGUUAUAUCUUCUAUUUGAUUAUGUUUUUUUAUUUACUUCCAAAUGGUUAUAUGAUUAAAGUCCAUUUUGCUUUGUAAAAUGUAUUCUUUAAUAUUUUUGUGGGAUAAAUUAUAAUUAUCAAUUUGUAUGAAUAGAAGAUGUAAUUACACAUAAUUAAUAAAUGUAAAUAUACAAAUAAAAUUCUUGAUUCUGUGUGUUGAGGCACAAGUGUUACAUAAUAAACAAGUAUUAUAUACUAUUGUAGAUAGAGGUGCUAUAUUUUUUGAUAAACAUUUAAAUGUUACGAAACUGGGAUAAUAUUAACUGAAGGACCAUACUUUUGUACAGAAUAAUUCAUUGUGAUACGAAAUAUAUUUUUAGAUGAUAUUUAUUUAGUUAUACAAACUAUAUUUUUUGUAUAUAAUAUUAUACUUAGCUGUUAUUACACGAAGUGCCUUGCUUUUUAGCCAAUUUAGUAGGAAAAGCUUGAUUUUUUUCUAAAAGAAAAUAAUGUAAAUAGAUUUUGUUGAAAAUCUAACACUAGUUAAGAGAAACACUAUGUAUUUGUUAAGUUUUAUGAUGAAUUUACGAUAUUUCAUUAUAUUAUGAUAUUUUUGAGACUAUUGAAUUGACCAAUCGAUGUAUUUAGUUGAACUUUUUAAAUAUUAUCGAUAUAGUCAGCUAUUGGUUGUUUUUUGACUAUAGAAACAAAAUUGAAGGGUUGCCAACACCAAACCCCUAUAUUUGUACACAUAUACAUGAAAUAACCCUUCUUGUCAGUCGGGUAACAAUUGAGCAAUAUGAAUUUAUAAAUAAUUAUGGCAAUUUAAAAGUUGUUAUAAAUAACGAACAAACGUAUUUCCUUAUGAUUUAAGAUAUAGAGAAGUUGCGAAUCAGUGAGCCUUAUCACUUAUUGUUAGUAAAAGUUAAAAGAUCGUUUUUGUUAAUAUUAUUAUGAUCGUGCGCAUGUUUCCGUAUGUAUUAUGUAUUUCGCUCGAAUUAGACAUGUUAGUUUAUAAAACUGGAUAUUUAUUGUAAUCGUUUUAUGAUUUAUUAUGUCUUGCGACAAACUUAUAUAAUUUUUAUUGUGUUUUGAACUUUUUCAUUAUAUAUUUUAGUUGACCUUAAGCUAUAUAUAUUUUAAUAUGUAUUUUUAAACCCGUAAUAAAAAUCUGUUAUUUUAAACACAAUUAAUGAAAUUCACAUCAAUUAUAUUAAUUGAUAAUCUACAAGAAAUCGAUUUUCUUGAGAUAAAAUAUACUGUAGAUUUGUUCUUUUGAGGCAUAUCGAGCGAAAACAAUCACAAAAGAUUAUGUUGUAUGAAUGUUAUUUAAUAUUGUAUGAGAUUAAAAAAUGUUGAAGUACAAAAAGUGAAUAACAAUGAAUUUACGAGUAA
Molecule: messenger RNA, 5291 nt
Organism: Helicoverpa armigera (cotton bollworm)
Lineage: Eukaryota; Metazoa; Arthropoda; Insecta; Lepidoptera; Noctuidae
Gene: Mitf
Product: transcription factor EB
Exons: 14
Coding region: 517-2244 (575 amino acids)
Biological process (GO): regulation of transcription by RNA polymerase II
Cellular component (GO): nucleus
Molecular function (GO): RNA polymerase II cis-regulatory region sequence-specific DNA binding; DNA-binding transcription factor activity, RNA polymerase II-specific; protein dimerization activity
Source: RefSeq, a predicted model, not a curated record